UCCAAGGUGUGCGCAGCACCGGACUGAGGAACCGGCACAGUUCAGCGCGGCGGGAUGGCAGAAUGUGAAUUGCGACGGCGCCUUCAAGCUGCCAGAGACGAGCAGGAUGCAGGGGAGAUCCGGCUUAUUCUCCUGGGACUGACCGGCAUGGGAAAGAGUGCUUCCGCAAACACUAUCCUGGGGUGUAACGUCUUUCAGUCAAAGGCUGGUGCAUCAACAAUAACUCAACAGUGCAGGAAAAAGACAAGAUUGGUUUUAGGCAGAAAACUGACUGUGAUCGACACCCCAGGGUUGUUUGACCCUAACAGUGAUGAGAAGGAAGUUAAGACAGAGAUUGGGAAGAGUGUUUGCUAUUCUACUCCAGGGCCACAUGUCUUCCUCCUGGUUUUGACAGUGGGGAGGUACACCCAAGAGAACAAGAAGACAGUGAAGGAGAUCAGUAACCUGUUUGGUAGUGUUGCAACAAAGUACACUAUGGUUCUCUUCACCCGUAUUGAUGACUUGGAGGGGCAGACCCUGGAGAAUUUCAUUGUCCAAGACAGUGUGUUCACAAGUCUGGUUGAACAGUUUGGAAACAGGUUCCACGGCUUCAACAAUAGAGACAGGAGUAAUGACACCCAGGUAGAGCAGUUCCUGGAAAAGGUAGAGGUCCUGAUGAGGAGCAACAGUGGCCACUUCUACACCAACGAAAUGUAUGAAGUGGCAGGGAAAGCAGUUCAGCAGAAGAUGGAAGAGAUCCUGACGGAGAGGAUGGCCCAGAUCCAGGCUGAGGAAGAAAAGCUGAAGAAAGCCCACAGAAGCGAUCCGACGGCCAUGAGAGAAGCAGUUGAAGAGCUCUGGGUUAAAGAGGUGAAGAAGGCCAGGAAGAAAGCAGAGGAAGACAACUCGUUCAUAACAAGAUUAAAGUCUUAUGGAAAAAGAAUCCUCAGUUUUCUACGUGACCUACUGAGUCAAUGCUUCAAUGGAAGUUAUGAAAGAGUUAAUGAGAAUGAUUAGCUGAAAAGAAACUCCAUAAAAACCCUUAUUCCAAGGUGAUUCUUUUACUAAAACUAUUUUUAAAGUCUUUCUUCCUAUUAAUAAAUGAAUACUAGCUUUAUUAAUAAGGUGUGUUUGCACAAACUAAAAAUGUUUCAUUAUAAAACAGACUGACGACAAGAAUUGUGCUUAAUUAUUAGCACCAUUACGUAAACAACAAUUCGU
This is a messenger RNA of Lepisosteus oculatus (spotted gar), 1200 nucleotides long. The record is from RefSeq and is a predicted model, not a curated record. NCBI's taxonomy places the organism in Eukaryota, Metazoa, Chordata, Actinopteri, Semionotiformes, Lepisosteidae.